Molecule: messenger RNA, 918 nt
Organism: Pestalotiopsis fici W106-1
Lineage: Eukaryota; Fungi; Ascomycota; Sordariomycetes; Amphisphaeriales; Sporocadaceae
Exons: 2
Coding region: 1-918 (305 amino acids)
Source: RefSeq, a predicted model, not a curated record
AUGGGUGGUUUUCACCGACAUGCACCUGACGACUUCCUAGCCCCCCUCACGACACAUAAUCUUCAGCGUCUCGAGAAAAGUCUUACCAUUCCAUCCGAGCUUUCAUCCGCACACGUGGGACCUCCAGCUGUAAGAAAGAACCAACAUCGGACAAAUCAGCACUGCAAAAGGACCGCCGACCAUUGCCAGCCACGUGGUCAUGUUGACCCGCUGGAUCCAAACCAGCAAGUCCGCUGCAACGUUAUGGAAGUAAUGCCAUCCAGGCAGAAUGAAAGGCGGCGUCCGAGCCACGGACUCAGUGCUGGAUCAAUAGACGCAAAGAAAGGGUCUUCCAAAAUCUUUUACACCACAACAUCACUCCAUGAUGGACUUUGGGAUCCUGAGCUCAAGGUAGUUCCCUCUGCUAGGUCCUCAAACACCAGCCGUAGUGUACAACAUCUCAGUACUUGGAAGCAACUACCAGCCUUGCCCCAGGUAACUUAUCUGGCGGAAGCUACUCCAGGUCCAUCGGCGUCCGCCUGGCAUGGUGACCAAUUUGAUACAUUACGAAACGACACUGCGGACAGAACACCCGACUCUCAGAUUCACCCGAAGCAAAUACAAAUUUCCUCGAGGUCCUCUCGCAGCGCUUCAUUAUCUGAUCACGACAAAGAUCUAAGACUGCUUUCAAUUGCGUUGAUGACGGUCGACAAUGGAUUCGAGGAUCAGUGGUGGUUUCAGGGGCCCAAGGAGCAAAUUGACUGGUGGUCCAGGGGUUGGGGAAACGAGACCAACUCGACCUUGCCUCAUAAUGUGGCGUCGGCUGUUGAGUUGCCUGUAGAUGCAGACACGCAUAUGCGAGAUCUAUCUAGCAUCAGCAGCCAGCAAGCAUUUCCUAACGACCUUGUCUCGCCUCUGUCGGACUCGGGUACUUUAUAA